Orbilia oligospora ATCC 24927 is the source of this 906-nucleotide messenger RNA. RefSeq lists its product as uncharacterized. The coding region runs from base 1 to 906 and encodes 301 amino acids. Lineage: Eukaryota; Fungi; Ascomycota; Orbiliomycetes; Orbiliales; Orbiliaceae. Gene Ontology annotation, molecular function: methyltransferase activity. The transcript is spliced from 7 exons. The record is from RefSeq and is a predicted model, not a curated record.
AUGACGAUAUAUCAAUCGGAACCGUUUCAAUAUGAGCUAAAUCGCAGAUAUCACGGAUACUUGGCUGGGCUGUAUAUGUAUCCGAACGAUGAGAAGGAACAAGAUCGAUUAGAUAUUCUGCACAAACUAUACCUUGUCUCCCGCCGAAAUGAAUUACAUCGCGCUCCUAUUUCAGUUACUCCAUACAGCCAAACAAGAAUAUUAGAUCUUGGAACAGGAACAGGAAUUUGGUCCAUAGAUAUGGCAGAUAAAUAUCCAGACGCCGAAGUUAUUGGAACAGACCUGUCCCCGAUUCAGCCAAAAUGGAUUCCCCGAAAUCUUCAGGUUAGGAUAUGCGAUUUUGAGAGUACCUGGACAUUAGGACAAAACUCUUUUGACCUCAUCCAUAUGCGUAACGGCGUCGGCAGCGUCUCAAGCUGGCCCAAUUUAUAUCGAAAUGUUUUCAACCAUCUAAAACCGGGAUAUGGGUGGUUUGAACAGGUAGAGAUCGAUUAUGAGCCACGUUGUGAUGAUGGAACAAUGUCUUCAAAUCCAAAUAUUUCGCCUCUUGUCAAAUGGUAUCAAUAUCUAGCCGACGCCACCGAACGAUCUGGCAAACCACUUCGGUAUCAACAUAAGACAGGAAAGAUGCUUGCGGACGCCGGUUUCACAGAUAUUCGCGAAGUUAUCAUUCAGGUACCCUACAGCCCAUGGUCAAGCGAUCCUCACCUGAAGAAGAUUGGCUCUUGGUAUACCCUAGCCAUGUCUGAAGGUCUAGAGUCCCUUUGCAUCGCACCAUUCAAUAGGAUCUACGGCUGGGAUCUAGAACAAAUCACCGGCUUUCUUGGCCCUGUCAAAAAGGAAAUGUUAAGUAAAAAGGUUCAUGCGUACAACAACAUGCAUAUUUGGAUUGCCCGACGCCCCUAA